Molecule: messenger RNA, 744 nt
Organism: Kwoniella mangroviensis CBS 8507
Lineage: Eukaryota; Fungi; Basidiomycota; Tremellomycetes; Tremellales; Cryptococcaceae
Exons: 6
Coding region: 1-744 (247 amino acids)
Source: RefSeq, a predicted model, not a curated record
AUGGAUGUCAAAAACAGAAACACCCCUGAUGAAGAAAUAGUAGAACCUGCUGCUACAUCCAGCUACAACGGGUCCUGUCCUUGUCUUAAUGCCACUGAAACUGGCCCAAGCUCAGAUCCGAUCGAAUCACUGCCCACCACAGUGUUAUUGACAACCACUGCGUACUCGACGGCAAUAGUGGAUGCAUACUCUUCCGACACGACAUCCACUAUACUUUCCACAACCGUUGUACCUGCUCCAGCCUCACAAUAUACUUCCUGGGAGACCGCUCCUUCCAUCACGCCAGAACCGAGCUCAGGUUCAUCCACUUCCACAUCACCGAGCAGCUCUUCUACCUCUUCCUCUUCUUCGCCACCAAAAGAGGAAGACUUCUUCGGUAUAUUGACAUACGAAUUAGGUCAAUAUGUAAUCAUGUAUGAUGUAACAGCGAAUGAAACUCCUUAUAAAGGCACUUCAAGGGACAACAACACUCCAACAAACUUCCCCGUGACACUCAUCACGAAUAAAUCCAAUUUCUCUAAGAGGAGAUUCGAGAUUUACAAACCUGUUGAUAAUGGAUCAUGGGGACCUGAAGUGAAGGACAGUAAAUGUACCAAGAGAAUUGAGUGCGAUAUUGAAUUCCAACCUGAUCCGGGGAAUCAGAAGAACCGUCCUGCUUUCGCCGUUUGGAAUGACGAGCCGUGGUUUAAGAAUAUCGAUCCGGAAAAUAAAUGUCAGGGGAGCUGCAAGUUCGUGGACUAUUAG